AUGGGAUGCUUUUCUCUGUUUUAUCUCAAAUUAUCGGAUAAUAAAUUGCAAGGACAAAUAUUUCCAGGAUCUAUCAACCUACCGGACUUGACCUGUUUAUAUCUGGAUAGCAAUGAGUUCACAGGCACCAUUCCAAAGAACUUGUCUACCAUCCUUCUUGAAGUGUUAGACGUUAGUAACAACAAUUUGUCGGGAAGAAUUCCUACAUUAGUGGGUAAUAGAACGUUGAAAUGGAUUUCUCUGUCUAACAACCAGCUUGAGGGUCCAAUCCCGGAGGAAAUUUGUAAUCUUGAUUUUCUUGGCCUCUUAGAUUUAUCUAAGAACAAGUUAUGUGGUUCAAUCCCAUCUUGCUUCAAUCCAUCAUGGAUACGUCAUGUCUAUUUGAAUAAUAACCAACUGGAGGGCGAGCUCACAUAUACAUUUUAUAAUAGCUCUUCUUUGGUGUUAUUGGAUCUUAGAUGGAAUAAGUUCAUUGGAAGUGUCGGUGCUGGAGGAAUCUCAGUGACAGGAGGGCACAAGGCUGACCCAAUGCCAAUGCAGGGGAGGGAGGAGGGUGGGAACCAAGGACACCAGGUUUUGACAGGGAAGGAAGUAACGGUACUGGCAAAGUUGCAAGAGCUGGUGGAGAAGAUGGGGGAGUAG
Molecule: messenger RNA, 642 nt
Organism: Fraxinus pennsylvanica
Lineage: Eukaryota; Viridiplantae; Streptophyta; Magnoliopsida; Lamiales; Oleaceae
Source: the annotation of a GenBank genome assembly